Molecule: messenger RNA, 2436 nt
Organism: Aspergillus alliaceus
Lineage: Eukaryota; Fungi; Ascomycota; Eurotiomycetes; Eurotiales; Aspergillaceae
Product: HMG-box domain-containing protein
Exons: 4
Coding region: 279-1754 (491 amino acids)
Biological process (GO): regulation of transcription by RNA polymerase II
Cellular component (GO): nucleus
Molecular function (GO): RNA polymerase II cis-regulatory region sequence-specific DNA binding; DNA-binding transcription factor activity, RNA polymerase II-specific
Source: RefSeq, a predicted model, not a curated record
UGAUUCAUUCAAUACGCUCUCAACCUUCCAUAACUCUUGCAACCUCCUUCAGGAGGCUGUUCUUUUCGUAUCCAACAGCUUCCCAUCUACCCCACUACUGGUCUGGAAGACAGCUUCACGACCAAAGUAUUCCAACAUCGGACAGACCAGGAACGAGAUAUCUGGUUCUGUCGUAGACUUCCCCUCGCAAAGUGGCUUCAUAUCUUUCCUGUUUCAGGUCUAAGGGAUUAACAUUUUUCUCUGCCCUCAAAAACAACAUCAGCGUGGUCACAGCGAGCAUGGUUCGCGGCCAACUGCCUUCUCCGCCUCACUCAGACGGGCAUCCCACUCCUGAACCUCACCGGGAAGGCUGCGGAAUCAUCCACCCAUUGUACGCACACGACGGCCUACUAGGAGCCGGUAUUCCCAUGGACCAUACACAGCAGGCCGUGGCUUUUGAGUCGUCGUCGAACCCCGUGCGGUUUCUUCCCAACGGCUACAUGCAACAGCCGAUGGUAGCCCACAAUAUGCAGGCCAACACACCACCAUCCACCUCGGAUGAGUGUCAUCGCCCAGACCGGACAUCAUCUACAUGGCCCCAGAAACCUGCCAAUCGCUCCAAGGCCAGGAGCGGGAGAGGAGCUGGAGGUCGUAAAACUAAAACACUACACGCCAGAGACGGCCCCUCAUUACCCGGCCCGUUGAGUGAAUUGACCAAGCAUCUGACACAUGUUCCCAUCAGAGACAUGGAAAGUUGGGUGCAUCGACCCAUUGGGGUCCGCCGCCAGGAGGUCGCCAAAAGGAAUGGCAAGGUGGCUAGGCCCAUGAAUUCUUUCAUGCUCUACCGGUCAGCAUACACCGAGAGAACCAAGAAGUGGCUGGGACAGAACAACCACCAAGUGGUGUCCGUAGCUGUUGGCCACAGCUGGAAGAUGGAGCCAAGAGAGAUUCGGGAUAAAUUUGAAGUCCUGGCAAACAUCGAAAAGAAGAACCAUGUGAAGGCGCAUCCCGGAUACAGGUUCUCGCCAAAGAAAGAUCAUAGAAGGGGGGAUGAUCGUCGCAACAGCCGCCUGGAUAACACACCUGAUUCCAGUCCUGGCUUGGGCCAGACGCCCCGUACCAUGAGCACUUCGGAGAUGGAAAGCGGAUGGGCCAGCCGUGACUCAACUCCUCUGGGCUUCAUGGAGCACGGUAUGCCUGCUGGUUACCUCAGUUCUUCCUGGCAGACAACCAAUCCCGGCCGGCCGGCUCCUGGCAUGCUGCCCCCCUCCCCUCCAGAGCCUACCCAGUACCUCCAACAGUCAAUCCAUCAUAGUCUAAUGGGCUCCCGUUUAGAAGAUAUGCGCUUCAACAGAGUUGACAUGCAGGAUCUUCAGUAUUCGUCCUCAACCGCCUUAGCUGGCCUACCAGGGGCAGCUCAUCAUGAGCUUCUUCAGCCCCAGACCUCUGUCUCUGCGCCAGGAGCCGGUGCCGACGGACAGUUAGACCCACAACUACUCGGAUUCCAGGGCAACUCUUCGAAUACCAACGGAGGAAACCAGGCCUACAGCAACUCUCACUACCAUCCUAUGUGGCAAGAGUCGCAUGCUAACACCGGUUACGUUGCUGCCUCCUCGCUGCCGCCGGCCACGGUACCUUAUGUAGCCGGUGCGGCUUUCACACCAGGUAUGCAGCCGAUGAUAUUUAUUUUGAAACCUGUGAUGGACUUUGACGAAAGCGACGAGCUAAACGAACUUCUUGGUGGAGAUGUACGUCGUCUUUUGUUCUCGGGUUGACCCCCUGUUUGAAAUUGAACAUUUGUGAUAUCGGAGUUUCGAGGCGUACAAAUCUGAAUGAUCCGGGCGAUGGUGGUUUCAUUUGUUUGUUAUUAAGCUACUUUCUUAAUCUUACUGAUAUUGAUUCCCAAGGGAGGCAAACUGUUGGGUUCCGAGCUUGUAUGAUAGCUUCUUGUCAUUCGUUUACUCCCUAGAGUUGCGGCAACACUUGUGAUUCAGAGAUACCAAUGCAUCAUCUCAUAAAUACAAUCCGUGCUUCUGAGAAUGCGUAGUGGUCGUUGUCUUGGCAUUGCUUUAGUGGAGUGAUCCCAGUGGGAUCAGGUUCUUUUGGGCUUAAAUGCGCGUCAAGGAUUGGCCUAGGGAGAGGGGUACGUAGGUGUCUUGGGAGCGAACGAUUAGAGCAUAUCAUAAGUAAUGAUGGUAUAUAGAGAGGUUUUGCGAUAUUCAAACGUUUAGUUUUCAUAUCAACAGCAAAGUAUUAUGGCGAUGACAGGCCUCGUCAAAAGCAUCUCAAUUGCCAUCCUUCUCUAUUUCAAUAUCUUUCCUUUAAGAAUGCUUCAUGUCGAUUGCAAUUGUAUAGAUGAGAAAAGUCUUGGCGGACGCGAAAUAAAGAGGCAUCACGUGGACCCGUGUCGGAGAUAACGCCGCAAGUGGGCUGUCAUUUUCUACUCAUCAAUUUUAU